CCCCUCCUUGCUUUUUCCCCAGAAUUAUAUUUUGUGCAGGGAAAAUGGCAAAGAUAUGUGCUUUUAUUUGUGUAUUGAUUGUAGCUAUUGAUGUAACUGCUGGUGUUCUCAGCAUUGAGGCUGAAAUGGGUAAAGAUAGGGUAAGAUACAAGAGAUUGAAUGAUUUUGAGUGUCAGGAGCCAUAUGAUAGCGCUUUUAAGUUUGGAUUGGCUGCAGCAACUCUACUAGGCUUGGCACAUAUUACUGAAAAUUUGGUCGGAGGUUGUAUGUGCAUGUGCUUCACAGAAGAGCUUGAAAGAUCAUCCUUUAAUCGCCAACUAUGGUUCGCGUGCAUCAUUGUUUCUUGGAUUGUAGUGGCUAUUGGGUUUCCAACAUUGGUGGUGGGAAUGCUGGAGAAUUCAAAAUCAAAAGGGUCAUGCCGGACUUUGCCCCAUCAUUUUCUGUUCAUUGGAGGGAUAUGCUGCUUUAUACAUGGCUUGUUAUGUGUUGCAUUUUAUGUGUCUGCAAGUGUGAGCUUUGUAAAUGGAAGAAUAGAUGGCCCUCAAGAGGGACAAUACCCUUAGAAUCUCCCAAAACAUAUUGCAGGCACUCCAAAUAGGUAAGGAAAUACAUGAAGACAAACACCUCUGCAAAAGCAAGGACAGUCAACUUUUCUUGGCAUUUUGUUAUAAGUUUUCUUGGAAAGAAGAUGAACAUGGAGUCUAAUGAGGUCAUGAAUCCAAUCACUUGGCUAACAUGGGCAUACAUGUUUCCAUAUACCACAAAAAUCCAGCCAAAAACCAAAGGUGUGGAGUAGGGAUGAUGGCAACUUCCCUCUCUGCCCUCGCGGGGUUUUGUUGGGUUUGCCACGAGGGUGGAAGGUGAUGGGAAGUAUUUUCUUUUGGUAAAACUUUGUGGGGAUAUAUUUUUUAUGUCAUGGUUAUAGCUUAUAGCCUUAUACCUAUUAUU
Rubroshorea leprosula is the source of this 948-nucleotide messenger RNA. The record is from the annotation of a GenBank genome assembly. Lineage: Eukaryota; Viridiplantae; Streptophyta; Magnoliopsida; Malvales; Dipterocarpaceae.